GGAUCACUGGAUCAGGCAAUGUCUCCAUCUCCGGCAUAGCAGCCACCAGCUCGCUGCUAUUGGCCGGGUCCGAGCCGCAGCCUUCUCUAAUCCAGCGGAGCCUCUAUUAACCAAUUGACUUUUUGUGUGUGCUCUCAAGGCCACGCGCAUUGUGACCUGAGUUCUACUUUCGUAGAAACUGAGCAGACCGUUUGGUUUCUUUAUUUGCGAUCAGAAAUGGUGAUUUUGGUGAAGUAAUUGUUUGUUCUUUUUUAAUAGCAUUUCCUUUUUAUAACUCUCCCAAUUACGUUUGCGUAAUGAUUCGAAAAUCGAAACCCUAGUGCGGACCAAUUCCGGAUGGCUGAAAGCGUCGUAGUUGACUAUGGCCCCCGCUAUAGCUCUUGUGGUUACUGUAAAUCUGGUGACUCCACCAGUAUCUCACAUGGGCUAUGGGCUAAACGACUGACAGUUGAUGACUACCAAGCUCUUCUUGAUAGGGGGUGGAGAAGGUCGGGGUGUUAUUUGUACAAGCCUGAGAUGAAAAGCACAUGCUGCCCAUCUUAUACCAUACGCUUAAAAGCUGGUGAUUACAUUCCAUCCAAGGAACAACGCCGAGUAAUAAAACGGAUGGAGAGGUUUCUGGAAGGAAAAUUAAAUAAACAAGUGGAAGAGUCCAUGGACUCUGCAAGUACAUCCAGCACUGUCAUCAAUAAUUCCAGCAAUGAGAUUUCAAUAUCUAAGGAGUCUUUUCCGCCUUAUUGUGAGGGGAAAAACCAUUCUGAUUGGUAUUUGCAUUAUUUGUCAGAACAGAUCGACAAUGCUGUACAAACAUGUGCUGAACGUGGAGAGAUUCCCCUUGAUAUCCAGUUACCAAAAGCUUCCGUUAAAAAAGUUUCAUCUGCAAAUAAAAGAAAAUUACAGGUUCAAGGAGCAGAAGAUCUCUUAUUUACCAGCAACAUCUCAUUCCAGAUUGUUUCUGUUAUAAGGCGGUCCAAAAAGAAUUCUGAACCAGGAAAUGCUGCAGAUGUUGCAAAAAAACUUGCUAGCUGUUUAAAUCAAUUGGAAGAAUUGUCUGGUUUUGGAGUUCUAGCUUGCAACGGCUACAUUAAUUUCUACUCAUCCAGCAAACUGCAAAGUUUAGGCUAUGCUUCAGAAAGAGACAAAGGAGAAAGUUGUAGUAAAAGAAGGUACAUAGAUAUCAAAACACACAAACUCGAGAUCCGUCUUCACCGAUCCAGCUUUGAUCCUGAAGAAUAUUCCUUGUAUAGAAGAUACCAACUCAGAGUGCAUAAUGAUGAACCGGAUAAAGUCACAGAGAGUUCUUAUAGAAGGUUUCUGGUUGAUUCUCCGUUAGUGUUUGUUCAACCAACAGCUGACCGAAGUGUUCCUCUUUGUGGAUUUGGAUCCUUUCAUCAGCAAUACUUGAUUGACGGGCAGCUUGUUGCGGUUGGUGUGGUUGAUAUUUUGCCCAAGUGUUUAUCUAGUAAAUAUUUAUUUUGGGAUCCUGAUUUUGCCUUCUUAUCCCUGGGUAAGUACUCAGCCCAGCAAGAGAUCAGGUGGGUUAGAGAGAAUCAAUUGGACUGCCCAAAUCUUCAGUACUAUUAUCUUGGUUAUUACAUCCAUUCCUGCAACAAAAUGAGAUAUAAAGCUGAAUACAGACCAUCCGAGCUUCUCUGCCCCCUUCGCUAUACGUGGGUUCCAUUUGAGAUUGCAAGACCAUUGUUAGAUAGAAAACCAUAUGCAGUUCUCUCUGACUUGACUGUCAACAAUGAAGGACCAUUGCCUUCCAGUCUCAUAGAAAAUUACCGAGAUGAACAAGUUGAUGAUCACGUACCAGAGGGGUCAAAUGAUAUAUUUGUCCAGGCAGACCAAGAAAUGGUUGAAUAUGAUUCUGAAGAUAGUGACAAUAAAGAGGACCAACUAACAAGUGGUACCGUGUCUAGUGAGAUGGAAGACGGAGAUGUUGGUGGCAUUUUGGUUGGGUUGAAUGGAAUUCUUUUGAGGUUCCAGGAGCUGCUACACGCAUUUGGACCCAGAGGAAGACAACGUAUGACAACCCAUUUGCAGAAAUACAUGAGAAUUGUGGGAAAAGAACUCUCUGAGAACAUGGUUUAUUCAUUGGACUGAUAAUUAUACGUUUCUUGUUAUCUGAAAAGUUUGAGUUGUAAAUGUUGAAUAAAUAAAUUGCAUAAAUCAUUUUCCUUUACCCUUUGUAAUUUUAUUUAGAUAUGUUCUGUUUAUAUCCAUCUUUUCUUUCAAUUCAACAUAUUUAGGCAGUGCUUGGCAGCCAAAAUGGGGCU
This is a messenger RNA of Cuscuta europaea, 2279 nucleotides long. NCBI's taxonomy places the organism in Eukaryota, Viridiplantae, Streptophyta, Magnoliopsida, Solanales, Convolvulaceae. The record is from the annotation of a GenBank genome assembly.